Messenger RNA from Scutellospora calospora, 760 nucleotides. Lineage: Eukaryota; Fungi; Glomeromycota; Glomeromycetes; Diversisporales; Gigasporaceae. The record is from the annotation of a GenBank genome assembly.
UCAUAAUUCAAAUUCUUUGAAUAAACAAAAACCUCCAUCGCCGUUGCCAAUAUCUCCUCGUAAUGAAAGUUUGACAUAUGCACAUAAUCAAAAAAGACAAAGUCUUUCUCAUAAUAUGAUGACACCUUCACAAUCACAAGUUCAUCGUGUGCAAGAACAUCAUCUUCCACCAUUUCUUUCACCACCUCUUUCACAUGCAUCUCAAUCUAUAAGAGAAAAUAUAAAUUCAGGAUUUGAAGAACUUAAAAGUAUAGUACCAAGUUGUCGUGGAUGCGCUGAUUCAAAAGCUAUUAUAUUACGAAAAGCGGCUCAUUAUAUUCAAGCUCUAGAAGCACAAAUACAGAAAUUAAAACAGUCUAGUAGUGGAUCAACGACACCAAAUACAUCAUCAGUAACAACGCCACCUUUAGUAUCACCUGUAAUGUCGGUGAAGCCCAUUUCUUCAAGUCAUAUACAUAUGCAUGGAGGAAUAAAUGGUAAUCAGAUGUACGCAAUAACAGAUUUUAAUCAAAGGGUAGGAGAAGAGAAAAAAAUACAACAACAAUUAGAACAACAAAAAUUUAUGGGUCAAUGGCAAACGAAUCGAUUAAAUCCAAAUUAUUUACCAGAUACUUCAACAACAACUACUACGUCAUCAUCAUAUCAACCAUCACAUCAAUCACAAAAUAAUCAUCACACUCAAACUCAUCACCAAAGAAAUCUUUCUUAUCCAAUACCUCUAAUGUUAAAACAUGAAAUACAUGAUCAAACUUAUAAGUAA